Molecule: messenger RNA, 1650 nt
Organism: Aspergillus nomiae NRRL 13137
Lineage: Eukaryota; Fungi; Ascomycota; Eurotiomycetes; Eurotiales; Aspergillaceae
Product: MFS transporter
Exons: 2
Coding region: 1-1650 (549 amino acids)
Biological process (GO): transmembrane transport
Molecular function (GO): transmembrane transporter activity
Source: RefSeq, a predicted model, not a curated record
AUGAGCGCCACCAAUCGAGAUGGCGCAACACAGCAUGAUCUACAUAGCUCAGCUCGUCUAGACAAAGAAAACGAGGGACCGAUGCAAUCCUCGGACAUCACUUUGCACUCAGAUUCCUCCUCGUCGAUCGAGGAAGACCCCGAAAAGAAUGCUGGGGGUACUCAGAGCACGGACUUGGAGAGGUUGGAGAGAUCGAUGUCAACACCACAUUCAAGAAAGGGACAAGAGGAAAAGGCUUCGGAGAAGGACCCGAAUUUGGUAGAAUGGGACGGCCCGGAUGAUCCAGAGAACCCCCAGAACAUGCCAAAAUGGAGGAAAUGGGUUUUGACCAUGACGCUGUCCUCCUUGACAAUGUGGAUCACUUUCGCCAGUAGUGUGUUCUCGACAGCAACCGUGGUGACAGCUAAGGAGUACAACGUUUCAACUGAAGUUAUGACUCUAGCGACUAGUUUGGUGGUGUUUGGAUUCGCAGUUGGGCCUUUGAUGUGGUCUCCUCUCUCAGAAUUAUACGGACGGAGAAUACCAUUGUUUUCUGGCUAUGCCAUCUUCGCAAUUUUUCAGAUCCCGGUCGCAGUGGCACAAAAUGUUCAGACAAUCAUGCUGUGCCGUUUUCUCAUGGGGGUUUUUGGUUGCUCUCCCCUGGCUGUGGUGGGGGGCGCAAUGGCCGAUUUCUGGGACCCCGUGGAUCGUGCCGUGGCCAUUGCUUGUUUCUCAGCUGCGACUUUUGUUGGGCCCGUUAUCGGCCCUAUUGUGGGUGGUUUCAUUACAGAGUCGCAUCUUGGCUGGCGGUGGACAGCCUGGAUCACAUUGAUAGCCUCUGCAUCGUUCGGUACCUUUGCGCUGUUCACCGUCCCCGAAACCUAUGGCCCGGUCAUUCUUCAGAAACGUGCUGCUCGCCUGCGGCGGGAGACUGGUAACUGGGCAUUGCAUUCGUUCCUGGACGAGCAUCGCCCGACGGCAUCAGAAAUCGUUACGAAAUAUCUUCUGCGCCCGGUCCAAAUGCUGUUCCUCGAACCGAUCCUGUUAGCUAUGACGAUAUACCUGGCUUUUAUCUACGGUAUCCUGUAUCUGUUCUUCGAGGCCUACCCGGUCUCCUUCAUGGAAGUUCGAGGUUGGACGAAUGGGGGUGUGGCAGGGCUACCCUUCCUUGGGAUUAUGAUUGGAGUUCUCUGCGGUGUUGCCUUGAUCAUCUGGCAGACCAAGACGCGCUUUGCACGGAAACUGGAGAAACAUGGCAGAGUUGUACCAGAAGAGCGCCUGGUUCCCAUGAUGAUUGCUUCUGUUCUGUUGCCAGCUGGUCUCUUCUGGUUCGGGUGGACCUCGGAUCCCAAUAUUUCAUGGGUGCCCCAGGUAAUUGCAGGUGUCCCCAUCGGAAUGGGUAUCCUGGUUAUCUUCAUGCAAGGUCUUAACUACAUCAUCGACGUGUACAUGAUGUUUGCCAACUCAGCUAUUGCUGCCAACACUCUCAUCCGGAGUAGCUUGGGCGGUGCUUUCCCGCUCUUUGCCGUGCAGAUGUACCAUAGAUUGGGUGUAAACUGGGCAUCCAGUCUCCUUGGAUUCCUCACGGUUGCUAUGAUACCCAUUCCAGUCGUCUUUUUCUUUUACGGAGCGAAGAUUCGUGCCAUGAGCAAGUUUUCGCCGAAGUUCUAG